ACAUACAUGCACGCACGCAUCCUACGACGACAUCAUACAUCCACUACCUAAUUACACACAUCGGAUGCAAGUAUCCCAUCGUGCCUAUUGUUCAAUUUCUAUCCAACAGACGAAACGAAGAAGGGAACGAAGAAGGGAACGAAGAAGGGAACGAAGAAGGGAACGAAGAAGGGAACGAAGAAGGGAACGAAGAAGGGAACGAAGAAGGGAAUCGAGUACGACACAGCCAAUCAAUUGAGCAGAACAAAACACCGCUUAAUCGCUGCGUCCCAUUGAAUCCUUCCGGUCAAGGUGGAAUCAAUCAAAAGCCACUCCGUUCCAC
This is a messenger RNA of Aaosphaeria arxii CBS 175.79, 322 nucleotides long. RefSeq lists its product as uncharacterized. Lineage: Eukaryota; Fungi; Ascomycota; Dothideomycetes; Pleosporales. Bases 65 to 238 code for a protein of 57 amino acids. The record is from RefSeq and is a predicted model, not a curated record. The transcript has a single exon.